Esox lucius (northern pike) is the source of this 2430-nucleotide messenger RNA. RefSeq names its product methyltransferase like 3 (gene mettl3). The transcript is spliced from 11 exons. Gene Ontology annotation, molecular function: mRNA (2'-O-methyladenosine-N6-)-methyltransferase activity; mRNA m(6)A methyltransferase activity. The record is from RefSeq and is a predicted model, not a curated record. The coding region runs from base 311 to 2092 and encodes 593 amino acids. Lineage: Eukaryota; Metazoa; Chordata; Actinopteri; Esociformes; Esocidae. Gene Ontology annotation, cellular component: RNA N6-methyladenosine methyltransferase complex; nucleus.
GUGUUAUAACGAACCAAUCGAUUGCUUAGUGAAUAGUCACCAAAGAACACCAUCUAAACAUAUUACUUAAACAAGUUCAUACGGUUGAACAAUUCCAUAUUAAUUGAAAUAUCUACUGUAAUAUUAAGAAGAGUUACGUGACUGAUAUCGGAUAUGCCUCUUCGGUCUCUUACUUUGAACAAGGGGGAACUGUUCAUGUGUUGUCGUUGCUACUAGUCCGACACAGUGCAAGCGGUGUCACAUACUAUCCCGCUAAACUAAGUGAUCUCGAAGAUAUCUCGACACAUUUUCUCAAUUGACCUUACUGGAAAUGUCGGAUACAUGGAGCAACAUACAGGCACACAAGAAGCAGCUGGACUCGCUACGAGAGAGACUGCAGCGGCGACGGAAAGAUCCUACUCAACUCUCUGCAGAAGUCGGAGGUAGCAGUUCUGAAGGAACUGCAACACGGAGUGACAGUCCAGGACCAACCCUCCAGAGCCCCCCACAGAAGGAGGCUGAACGCCCCCCGGAUCCCGAACUAGAGAAAAGACUGUUGGGUUAUCUGUCUGACCUUAGCCUCUCACUACCCUCUGACUCUUUGACCAUCACUAAGGAGCUCAACACACCUGAAGCCCCCGUCACCCAUGGUUGCAUCCAGAGUCUGCUGCUCAAGUUCUCAGCCCAGGAGCUAAUUGAAGUUCGCCAGCCAUCCAUGGCCACCUCGCCAUCCUCUUCCACCUCCACGCUCGUAGUCUCCGUGGACCACACAAAACUCUGGGCCAUGAUUGGGGGAGGAGCCUUAGCCCAGAGGACGGGGGCCAAGCGUAAAGCGGAGGACCAGGGCCACCACAAAAGACUUCCAGGCUCCUCCCCUGCUCUGCAGAGCCCACCCUCCCCUCCGCCCACUUCUUCCAUUUCCCUGGCACCCGCUUCCUCCUCCCAGCUCGUUGGGACCUCUGAUUGGAAGGCUGGGGGUGGAAGGGGCGGGGCAGAUAAACAGGGUAGGACCAGUAAGGGGCAGACAUCUCAUCUGGACAUGGAGAUAGAGAGCCUCCUUAACCAGCAGUCCACCAAGGAGCAGCAGAGCAAAAAGAUGAGCAGGGAGAUCCUGGAGCUGCUGAACACCAGCACAGCUAAGGAACAGUCCAUCGUUGAGAAGUUCCGUUCACGUGGUCGUGCCCAGGUCCAGGAGUUCUGUGACCAUGGAACCAAAGAGGAGUGUAUGCGGUCUGGAUUUACACCCCAGCCAUGCACCAAGUUGCACUUCCGACGCAUCAUCAACAAGCACACAGACGAGAGUCUUGGAGACUGCUCUUUCCUCAACACCUGUUUCCACAUGGACUCGUGUAAAUAUGUCCACUACGAGAUCGACGCCCCCCCAGAAGCUGAGGGGGGUCUGCUGGGCCCCCAGGCAGGUGGCCUGGAGGUGGGACUGCACCCGGGGGAGGAGGACAGCAACGUGGGGAAACUGUUCCCCUCUCAGUGGAUCUGUUGUGACAUCCGUGUCCUGGAUGUGUCGAUUUUGGGGAAGUUUUCCGUGGUGAUGGCUGACCCUCCCUGGGACAUUCACAUGGAGCUGCCCUAUGGCACUCUGACGGAUGAUGAGAUGAGGAAGCUCCACAUCCCCUUCCUCCAGGAUGACGGCUUCCUCUUCCUCUGGGUGACUGGCAGGGCCAUGGAGUUGGGUAGGGAAUGUCUAAGUCUUUGGGGGUAUGAGCGUGUUGACGAGAUCAUCUGGGUGAAGACCAACCAGUUACAGAGAAUCAUUCGCACUGGAAGGACUGGUCACUGGCUGAAUCAUGGGAAAGAGCACUGCUUGGUGGGAGUUAAGGGAAACCCUCAGGGCUUCAACAGAGGGCUGGACUGUGAUGUAAUCGUGGCAGAGGUACGUUCCACCAGCCACAAGCCAGAUGAGAUCUAUGGGAUGAUUGAGAGACUCUCACCUGGCACCAGGAAGAUUGAGCUCUUUGGCAGACCCCACAAUGUUCAACCCAACUGGGUAACUCUUGGGAAUCAACUGGAUGGGAUCCACCUCUUGGACCCUGACGUUGUGGCUCGCUUCAAGAAACGAUACCCAGACGGGGUGAUCUCCAAAACCAAGAACAUGUAGGGUCGUCUUUAACAGCCUGUGAAGGUUCAACAUUGUCAAUCAGUAUUCGUGUUAUGUUAUGAACCUAGUCGCAGAGGGGAAUGAAGAACAGCAUACACUGAUCAACGCUGACUUGAACUUUGAUGGACUGCCUUCUGUCCUUUUUUUCCAUGUCUCUUUUUGUACCUUUUAGAAUGUUUUGUAUUAAAAAGGUUGUUCAAGUAAAUAUCUGCAUCAGAUAUUUACACAUUUCACAUAAAGCAAACAAGAAUACACCCAUCAUUAUUCUGGUAUAUGUUUUUUUGUAUUAUUACUUUGUUAGUAUAUUUUGUCAAUGAGAAUAAAGAACAAUUUUGGGA